Pangasianodon hypophthalmus (striped catfish) is the source of this 1788-nucleotide messenger RNA. RefSeq names its product outer dynein arm docking complex subunit 3 (gene odad3). The transcript has 14 exons. The coding region runs from base 81 to 1742 and encodes 553 amino acids. Gene Ontology annotation, biological process: outer dynein arm assembly; cilium movement. The record is from RefSeq and is a predicted model, not a curated record. Gene Ontology annotation, cellular component: cilium. NCBI's taxonomy places the organism in Eukaryota, Metazoa, Chordata, Actinopteri, Siluriformes, Pangasiidae.
ACGCUUUGUUAGUUAAACAGAGAGAAUCAGAGACUCCGAGCGUCAAAAAAAAUCACAGAAAUAAUCAGAUUUUUAUUAAAAUGCCGGCGACUUUCAGCUCAAAGAACAUCAGACCUCCGAUUCAAGACCAAAUCUCAGAGUUACAGAGAAAAAUCCAGCUGCUGGAGGGAGACAGAAGCGCGCAGUAUGAGAGCUCUCAGUGUUUAAUAAAGAAGAACAGAGAGAAGAUCCUGCAGCUCAGACAGGAGAAUAAACUCCUGCACCGGAAACUGGCCGAGGCGCUCGCUGGAGAUGAGCAGGUCAUCAGGGAUGCCUUUCAAUCCCGCAGCUCAGAGAUGGCUGCCUACAGGAACAUGUCCGGGAAGGCGGUGGUGCAGGUUCUGGAUCAGAAAGUGUGUGAUAAAGUGAAGAAGCUGAACGCACUGAAGCACAUGACGAAAACGCAGCGCCGCCGUCUGGAGGAACUGAACACUGAGUACAGCACUGUGAGAGCAACCAGACCCGGCCUGCAGACUGAUGGGGUCGCCACGAAUGAAGGGGACUUCGCUGAUGUGCAGCCCCAAAAGAACCUGCGUGUGUUGGAGAACCGGUUAGAAAAAGCACAGCUGAAAUGUCAGGAGGCUGAACACAUCAUGAAGAGCUACCAAAAGCUCAAGGAGCACCUGCAGGAGGAGAGUCUGACGUUCCAGUCUCAGUUAGAUGAGUUGGAGUGUGAAAUUAUUCGACAGAAACAGGAGCUCAGAGAUCUGCAGCUAAUGAACAACAACGCACAUCAGGCCAAAGACACAGCCAAGACAGAGCUACAGCAUAAGGAGUUGAUGGUGCACGGUGAGAGGAGAGAGAGAGAGCUCGUCCUGAACCGCUACAAAAAACAUGCAGAGGAACAAAAAGCACAAACUGACAGGGGGGAACGCCGAGCCCAGAGGGUGGCGCUGCACACAGAUGAGUUGAGCAGUGAACUCCAGCGUAGUGGAACAGCAGAAGGCGAGAACGACAAAACCAUCUCCAGCUUCGAGGAGGCCUUCACACGCAUCACAGAGGCUACAGGAGUCACUGACACACAGGAGGUGGUGGACAGGUUCCUAUCUCAGCGUGACACUCACACACACCUGGAGCAGAUGAAGGUGCAGAACGAGCUUGAGCUUCAGCGGCUGAAGGAGGAGAGAGACACAGUACAGACUCAGUACCAGGACAUGAAGUACUCAGGAGAGACCAAACUGACCCAUGGGAGGAGAGUGCUAGAGGAGAGUGUGUCUCAGUUACAGAGGGAAGAGCAGAGACGAGACGCAGCUAAAGAGACUCUGGACAGAAUCACACACACGCUGAACACUGUGAGCAACGCUGUGGAGCAUCUGUGUGACAAACUGCAGCACAUCACACUGCAGGACGCCCCUGUGCAGCGAGAGUGUGUAUCUCCUGUGUCUGUGGUAGAUCUGCUGCGGGAGGCGGAGCUGAAACUGAUGCAGCUGCAGGACGGACUACAGGGACGUGAUAUACACACACUCAUGAAGGAGAUGGAGGAGCAGGAGUUCCAUGCCAGCAUUGAGGGGAAGCUUCCUGACUACAACACCCGCAUCACACUGCCGGAUAAUCAGAGAGCUGGCCCCUUUGAAGAAGAGGACAGCGGGGAUGAUGACGGUGAUGUCAUCACUCGGACGUCCCUCAAACGCCAGUCGCAGCUCAUCAUUGACUUGAAGACGAAGAGGAAGAUUCGCCUGAGGAAGAAGAAGAGCAAGCUGUGACCUUUCACCCCAUUUCACCUCAUUUCCUCUUUAAUGAUUAGAAACA